This is a messenger RNA of Episyrphus balteatus (marmalade hoverfly), 1459 nucleotides long. RefSeq lists its product as uncharacterized. The transcript is spliced from 3 exons. The coding region runs from base 274 to 1398 and encodes 374 amino acids. The record is from RefSeq and is a predicted model, not a curated record. Lineage: Eukaryota; Metazoa; Arthropoda; Insecta; Diptera; Syrphidae.
AUCGGCCCACACCAAAAGUACCACCGCAAAGCUAUUCAGUUUCAGUCGAUAAGGUAAAGCUAUAUCAGAUAGUCGGAUUGCAUAUAGCCAUGUGCUUUAAAUCAGCAGUGGUGUAACAAUAAAAACAAUUCAAUAACUUGACUCAAGAAAUAAAAACACAGUUUGUUUAUUUAAUUCAAUAACUGUGAAUUAGAGAUAAAUAGCACAUUUAAUUGAAAACUCACAAAUGCAAUAUUAGCGUUGGUGUUGCAUUUAAGCAAAAAAAAAAGAAAAAUGGAAAACGGCAAACAUAUAAAAAGUGAUUCUAAUUUUGCAAAGUCAGUGUCAACGGAAGACACAGUAAAAGAAGAAAAUCCAGAGGCAGUUAAAUAUUUGGAACAUCUGUUGAAAGACGGAGCUGUAGAAGAAGACGAUGGACGCGAUUUAGAGUUACCGCCGUGGUAUGACGAGAAGUUAUUUAAAAAUGGCCAACGAUACAUGAAAAAGUACCACUUUGUUAUUUUUUCUGGUAUGCUCAGUGGACUUGUAGCUGUCUUAGCUAUUCCAUCAAUUUUAAAUGUUCUCAUCUGCACUCGCCAAUCUUCUACACCAGCUACAGCAUACCGGCGUUAUGCUCGGACCAUAUUCCAUGUUUUGGCGUGGUAUGAUUAUCCACUUCAAAAAGGAUCAAAAUUCUGGGAAAGCUUAAAUAUGGUUCGAAAAGCUCACCUACGUUCCAGCAGAGCAUGUGGAAAGCUGAAAGUCGGUGGAAUAACUCAAAAAGAUAUGGCCCUUACGCAGUUUGGUUUUAUUGGAUUUAUAACUUUGGGUGCACCAAGAAUAAGACUCUACGAUCAGGACUUUCUCGAAGGAACUUCACACAUGUGGAGAGUUCUGGGCUACCUGUUGGGUAUUAAAGAUGAAUAUAAUAUUUGUGGUGAAAAUUGGGAAGUCACUAAGAUGCGCUUGGACAUUGCGAUGCGUAAAGUAUAUCGACCAGCCCUAGAUAAUGCAUCCCCAGAUUUCUUUCAAAUGACAAAAUCACUUUUAAAUGGUUUAAAGCCAGUUAAUAUGAUGCUCACUCCAGGAUCGUUUAUUUUUUUCACCAAAAGAUUGGCCUAUUGUAAAGGUUAUGAAUAUUACGAUGAAGAUUUCCCCAAUAAAGUACGAAUUCCAAACCAAAAGCAGUAUUUCAACGACCUUGGAUGGUGGGAUCGCUUUCUUGUAAGCUAUGGAUUAUUUUUAGUCACCUAUUUGCAUCAAUAUUCAAUUGUCAGAUGGUAUCUGAAUCUUCGAGUUUGGGUAAUACAAUUUCUAAUGUAUUAUUUCCCGAUUGGAGCAUUUUUCAAAUAUGGUAUAAAGUGGUCUUAUGUAAGAAUUUUCGCAUCGUCAUCAGAAUAUGAUACACACGAUGACUAAUCAGUAAAUUUUUUUUUUUGAAGAAUGUCGACAGUAAUAAAGUGCCUUUUUAUAUUGUUUA